Osmia bicornis bicornis is the source of this 1668-nucleotide messenger RNA. Its product is annotated as pleckstrin homology domain-containing family J member 1-like. Gene Ontology annotation, biological process: retrograde transport, endosome to Golgi; receptor recycling; endosome organization. The record is from RefSeq and is a predicted model, not a curated record. Gene Ontology annotation, cellular component: recycling endosome; trans-Golgi network; early endosome. The transcript has 2 exons. Bases 420 to 992 code for a protein of 190 amino acids. NCBI's taxonomy places the organism in Eukaryota, Metazoa, Arthropoda, Insecta, Hymenoptera, Megachilidae.
UUUGUGUAUUGAAAAUAAAUUAUUUAGCAUUACAAUAAACUAUUUUAAAUUUGUAGUGGAUUUACAUAUAUGUUUCUCAGACUGCUUAAAUGAAACGCGCUAUUUCAAAUGCUGUGCUAGUUGACGUUGACGUUUAGUAACGCGUAAGCAUCAUUAAUAUUAGUGGUUUAUAAUUAUGAAUUUUAACGAUAAAUGAUUUUAAUAUAUAAAUUGUAAUAAAUAAAAUUAUUGAAAUCUAUGAAAAGUGAUAAGAAAACAGUGGAGUGUAGAAUGAAUGAUGUGAUAAUAAUUGGCAGUAACUUUCGGGUGCAAAGUUUUUAACAAAAUGUGGUUAAAGUAAUCACUAAUAUGAAUUACAUAUAUAUUUUUACUAUAUACAAUCUAAGAAUUCGUUUAGUGUAAAUGAUUUUUUAAUCACCAUGAAAUUCAAUGAGAAAGAACUUGCAGAAGCAAGCAGUGGUCCUGCCGAUCUUGAAGGUCGUUUAAAUCAUAAACGAGCUCACAAGUCAGGAUUUAAAGAGAAAUGGUUUAAGUUAAGAUGCAAUUUAUUAUUUUACUUUAAUAUUAACGAAUUAGGACAGAUCGACAGAAGACAACCAGCAGGUGUAAUUAUAUUAGAAAAUUAUAGCAUUAACACCGAUGCUGCAUCUGAAGGAGUAUUUGCAUUUAGUAUAGCAUUUCGAGAUGAACACGAGAAGAGACACGUUUUAAGUGGCCGUUCAGAAUCUCAAGUGGAACAGUGGGUUAAUGCGCUUAAGCAAGCAAGUUAUGAACAUUGGAGAUCUCGUUUAAUAAUGCUUCAAGAAAAGUUGUGUAAGAAAACAGGAAAAGAUCCUUUGCUUAUGUAUCCAAGAAAUCAGGGAAUAAUUAGAGAUGAAGCUUGGGACUCUGCGCCAACUUUUCGAUCUCAUGUACGUUCCUUUACUACGUCAGUUGUAACGACAACUGCAUUAAAUACAGUAACGAAAGAAAUGAAUUUAAUUGAAUUUUAAAUUAAGUAAUGUCUUUUUAAUAAUAUUCUUAUGAUAUAUUUCAAAAACUAAAUAAUAUUCAAUUAUAUAAAAAUUGCAUACAAAUAAAAUGAAAAAAUGUAGGUUUGCAGAAUAAAACACAAAUUACUGCGAAAAAAGAUGGUAAGUCUACUUUGUUUGAUGCAGCUAAUAUAUAACUUGUAUUAUUUUUAUGUGUAGAAUUAAUAACUCUAUAACACUUUAUAUUAGUAUUAUUAAAGUGAUGCGAACAUAUUGAAUAUUAUUUAUAAAGAAAAUCAAAUUUUAUGUAUAUUAUUUUAAUGAAAUUUUAAAUUUAAUUAACAUAUAUCAUAAGAUCAUGAUGAAGAUAACUUUUAAAUAAUUUGUAUCACAAGAAAAAUGAUGAGCACUUGUUAGACUUGCUUAUAUUCUCUACCUCAUACAAAUUUUUCAAGUAUUUAUAUACCAAAUACUCUUUGUUAUCGACAGUGUUUAUAUUACAAAUUUUUACUAAUGAAAGUAUGUUUGUAAUAUUCCAAUAAAGAAAACAUAUUUUUCCACGUAAAUGUGUAAGAUAACUUUUGUUUUAAAAUAAUCUAACCAAUAAUAAAUAGAGAAAAUGAAUGGAUUGGUACCAUUGUUUCUAACCACGUGUAACAAAAAAUGUCCACGCGUUAAUAAAGAGGCCGCCACUGUA